Messenger RNA from Amyelois transitella, 824 nucleotides. RefSeq names its product protein cornichon (gene cni). Lineage: Eukaryota; Metazoa; Arthropoda; Insecta; Lepidoptera; Pyralidae. The transcript is spliced from 4 exons. The coding region runs from base 58 to 492 and encodes 144 amino acids. Gene Ontology annotation, biological process: endoplasmic reticulum to Golgi vesicle-mediated transport. Gene Ontology annotation, cellular component: COPII-coated ER to Golgi transport vesicle; endoplasmic reticulum membrane. The record is from RefSeq and is a predicted model, not a curated record.
AAAUCGAGAUCAAAUCAAAAGCGUACGAAGGGUCGCAGGGCAGUUAAAUUAGAUAAAAUGGCGUUUAGCUUUCCUGCGUUUUCGUAUAUUAUAGCGUUAAUUGUAGACGCUUUUCUCAUAUUCUUUUCAAUAUUUCACGUAAUAGCUUUUGAUGAAUUAAAAACUGAUUAUAAAAACCCUAUAGAUCAGUGCAACAGCCUUAAUCCACUCGUGUUGCCAGAGUACUUACUACAUUUACUUAUAAACGUAUUAUUCCUGUUGUCGGGAGAAUGGUUCUCUUUGCUGAUAAACAUUCCUUUGAUACUAUAUCAUUUUCACAGAUAUUAUAACCGGCCAGUGAUGUCGGGGCCGGGUCUGUAUGACCCCACAAGUAUCAUGAAUGCCGAUGUGCUGACUAUUUGUCAGAGAGAAGGCUGGAUCAAAUUGGCAUUCUAUUUGUUGUCAUUCUUUUUAUAUCUCUACGGAAUGAUUGUGGUGUUGAUAGCUGCGUAGCGUGAUAUCUGGAGACAAUCUGAGGCGAGCCGAUGCAACAAAGCAUGUUGUUAUUGUGUCAGUAGUGUGAAUGGCAGUAUUUGUAAUAAAGUUUCUUAUUAAUUUAUAUACAACACAACUUCUUCAACGAACCUAGUGCCUAAUUUUAUAAUUUGAAUAACUCUAGGAGUUAAAAUAAAACUGAAGUUCUAACUUCUAGACUUAUUCCCAAUAGUUGAAAAUAGUGUAAUAAAUUAUAUAAAUAGCUAACAAUAUUUAUAUUUUGCAUAAAGGUUGAUUACAAUUACAAAAGACUUAAUUGUAAAUCUUGCAAAUAAAUGAUUCUAUUCUAA